This is a messenger RNA of Closterium sp. NIES-67, 1537 nucleotides long. The record is from the annotation of a GenBank genome assembly. NCBI's taxonomy places the organism in Eukaryota, Viridiplantae, Streptophyta, Zygnematophyceae, Desmidiales, Closteriaceae.
GGAUAACCGUUCGUGCGAAAUUUCCUGCUUCUAGAGGUUUCCGACGCGAUGUCUCUUUCUGCCAGAGCUCCCGUGGCAGCAGAUUACCGUUGAAGCUAUCGAGACCGUUCAUCUACAGCUCCUCUUCUCAUCCCCGCCAUCCAUCCCACAGCGCUAUGCCCCUAUUCCAUGCCACCUCGUGCCGCUUCCGUCCUCACAUCGCCUUUUUUACCCAAGCGUCCGCCGGCCUUCUAACCCCAUCCAGAUCUUGUUUAUCGGGGAAUUUCCAUUCGUCAAGCCCACUCUCCACUUCUUGCGAAUUCAGAGGUUACUCCUCUCGCAAGCAUCCCUUGUCUUACAAGGCGUUGACCGGCAAGAAUUCGGACUUCAGUUGUGCCCCGCCGCCCGCACAUCCCUCCAGGAAUUCGUCCGAGUCCGACGAUUCGUCUGCGAGCGCCGCCAUUUCCGGCAUCAGCAUGCCGCAGCACGCGCCCACCGCGACGGAGGGGGCGGUUGACGCCGCGACUGGCGCGCCUAAGAGCGCUCCCGGGCUGAAUUGCGUGCGGAAGCUGCUCGCCGAGGAUCCCGUCGGCGGGUGGGACAAGGCGUGGCAGGCCAGCACGACGCCGUGGGACCUGGGCGGGGUGACGCCGGCGGUGGCCGCCAUGGUGGCAGCAGGGGAGGGGUCGCCGCUGCAUCUGCCGCCCGCCAUCCGCAGCGUGCUCGUCCCCGGCUGUGGCACCGGGUAUGACGUGGAGGCGUUUGCGUCGAAUGGCAGGCAGGCCACAGGGCUGGACAUCUCGUCGUCUGCCGUGGCGCACGCAGAGAAGCGGGUGGAAGGUGCGGCCAACAGGGCGGCCAUGGCGUUUGUGUGCGCUGACUUUUUCAAGUACCGGCCCGACCAGCCCUUCGAUGCCAUCUUCGACUACACCUUCUUCUGUGCGCUGCCGCCUUCGCUGCGCCCCAAGUGGGCGGCCAAGACAGCGGAGCUGCUCGCAGCAGAUGGGGCCCUCUACACACUCAUGUUCCCGAUCGACGGCCACGAGGGCGGCCCGCCCUUUGCUGUGUCCAAGGCCAGCUACGCGGAGGUGCUGGAGCCGCUAGGGUUCACGGUAGAGGAUCUGCCCACCGUCAGCCCGCCGCCCAGACAGGGCAAGGAGCAGCUGGCGAGGUGGGUGCGAGUGGCUCCUGCUGCCAAGGUGUGACGCGGGGUGGGCAGCGCCAAGGGUGCGCGGCAUGCAACGGCUGCGCAUGUUUUUGAGUCGACUCAAAAUACAACGGCUGAGCAGGUUCAUCCGGCAGCAGUGGCCUGCCAUGCGCUCAUGUGCUGCUCCCCCCUGCACUGCUCGGUGCUCCCUUGGGAGGUUGGCCGCAAGCCGUGGCCCCAGCCACACAGAUGUUGCAACGAGCGACGACUUAGGGUGCUCACUGCGUAGUGAUUUCCUGUGGUGUGCGGGCGUGCAGCCCGUAGUCGUAUUUCUAUUGCUGAUAUUGCUUGUCUGCGCAGAGUAAUUCUCGCAUUGUCCUCACAGCAUAAUAAUCAACCUACCACCACUAC